This is a messenger RNA of Sparassis crispa, 1527 nucleotides long. Its product is annotated as Glucose-6-phosphate 1-dehydrogenase. The transcript has 8 exons. The record is from RefSeq and is a predicted model, not a curated record. Gene Ontology annotation, biological process: glucose metabolic process; pentose-phosphate shunt, oxidative branch. Gene Ontology annotation, molecular function: glucose-6-phosphate dehydrogenase activity; NADP binding. Lineage: Eukaryota; Fungi; Basidiomycota; Agaricomycetes; Polyporales; Sparassidaceae. The coding region runs from base 1 to 1527 and encodes 508 amino acids. Gene Ontology annotation, cellular component: cytosol.
AUGUCGGGGACAAUCCCCUCCAUGGAGACCAGCCAUGAGCAGCUCCAGGACAACACAACCAUCAUCGUUCUGGGUGCCUCUGGCGAUCUCGCAAAGAAGAAAACCUAUCCCGCCUUGUUCGGGCUUUAUCGCAACGGCUUCCUCCCCAAAGGCGUAAAGAUCGUCGGAUAUGCGCGCACCAAAAUGGACAAUACGGAGUAUAUUAAGCGCAUCACUUCAUACAUCAAGGUGCCCGCCGACCACGCGGCGCACUCUGCCAAGCUUGAGGAGUUCAAGCAGUUAUCCUCCUAUAUCUCCGGUGGUUACGAAGACUCGCCGUCGUUCCAAAACCUCAACAAGUACCUGGAACACAUCGAGUCAGGCUACCAGGGUAACGAACGCAACCGCCUCUUCUACCUUGCACUUCCUCCUAGUGUUUUCAUCCCCGUCGGCAAGCAUCUCAAGGAGGAAUGCUACAUCAAGAGUGGAAAGAAUCGCAUUAUUGUGGAGAAGCCGUUUGGAAAAGAUCUCGAUUCUUCUCGCGUUCUGCUGGGCUCACUCAAGGAGCACUGGACGGAAGACGAGACCUUCCGCAUCGAUCACUAUCUCGGCAAGGAGAUGGUCAAGAACCUUCUUGUCCUCCGUUUCGCCAACGUAGCGUUGAACGCUGCUUGGGACAAAAACUCGAUUAGCAAUGUUCAGAUCACGUUCAAGGAACCGUUUGGCACGGAGGGUCGUGGCGGAUACUUCGACGAGUUUGGUAUCAUUCGUGAUAUUCUCCAGAACCACUUGUUACAGGUCCUCAGUAUCCUCACAAUGGAACGGCCUGUUUCCUUCGCCGCAGAGGACAUCCGCGACGAGAAGGUGAAAGUCUUGCGCGCAAUUCCUCCGGUUGAGCGCAACGACACCCUGCUUGGUCAGUACGUUGCGGCUAACGGCAAGCCGGGGUACCUCGAUGACGACACCGUGCCGCAUAACUCCAUUUGCCCCACCUACGCCGCGACCACUGUCUGGAUUAACAAUCCACGAUGGGAGGGUGUUCCUUUCAUCCUGAAGGCCGGGAAAGCGCUCAACGAGGCCAAGGUUGAGAUAAGGAUCCAAUUCAAGGACGUCACUCAAGGUAUCUUCAAGGAUAUCUCCCGCAACGAGCUUGUCAUUCGCAUUCAGCCCUCUGAGGCGGUCUAUCUCAAGCUCAAUACAAAGACGCCCGGCUUGCAGACACGUGCGAUCCCGAUCGAGAUGGAUCUCACAUAUAAGCGGCGAUUCACCGAGGUGAACAUUCCGGAGGCGUACGAGUCGCUCAUCCUGGACGCGCUCAAGGGUGACCACUCCAAUUUCGUUCGUGAUGACGAGCUCGACGUCGCGUGGAAGAUCUUCACCCCCAUUCUGCACUGGAUAGAUGGCAAGAACGGGCCCGGUCCCAAGCCGCUGGGGUACCCAUACGGUUCACGGGGACCCAAGGAGCUCGAAGCGUUCAUUGCCAAGUAUGGCUACAGGCGGUCAACUCUGGAGUACGAAUGGCCUGUGACGAACCUGGCGGCGCUGUGA